CUUUUGCAUUAGCCACAAACCCUCACCAAAAAAAAAGGAGAGUGUUCUUAUCUUAAACCCUCUUUUCCACUACUACCUAACCCCCCCUUUGUGCUUAUGAUUGGUUUUUCUUUUACUGAGGUGAGAAAACAGGUGAAAACCCCAGAAGGAACUGUUGAUUAGUUUGGUCUUUAGAAGCAACCUCCUAGAGAAUAAUUUGCUCUGUGUAGAAAGAAAAGGGCUUUUUUUUCAACAGGGAUUGGUAAUGGUGGGGUCUGUCUUUGUGAGUGAAUCAUCUUUUUUAGGUUAGAGGAAGAAAAAGUCAUUUACUUGGAGGGAGAUGAAGAAAACCAGAGAGGUCUACAAACCAAAAGCAUGUUACCAAGAUUUUAUCCUUUUAAGACAAAACCGAGUUGUGUGAACAGAAGUAACUUAUAUAUGUGUGUCUUCCUCUUGUCUCCUCCGUAGAUUGAAGUGUAAGAAAGGAUGGGCUUGCUCUGUCAUCCAUGGUGGAGGAUUUGCUAACUGAUCCUUUUCCGAAAGUGACUGUCUUGCUUUCCACUUCUGAUCAACUCCGGUCGGGUCCAGAUUCCUACCCUUCACCGUCUUUUCCCUGUUCUAUAUAUCUUGUCGGCUGCCGCGGCUAAUGGAUAACGAGUCCACCGCCAUGGCUCUGUCUGAACUUGUCGACAAAGAGCUCAAAGCCGUAGAUAGAAGGAAGCUUUCGAGAAGCGGAGACACCAGUCUUGCUUCUGUCGCAUCGUUAUCCAUGCCCAUUGUUCAGGAGAUUGUUCUGUCAGCUGACAUCAGAUGCUCCGACUGCCAAGAAAGAGUAGCCGACAUAAUGUCAAGAAUGAUCGAGACGUAUUCAGUGUUGGUGAGUGUGUUGGAGAAGAAGGUGACACUGACAUGCAGAUAUUCCGGUGACCGGAAGGUCUCCAAGUUACACAACGGCCGUCUCCGCAAAAUCUCCACCAUUAAGCGGAUGAUAUUCCGCUCUUCCAGGGUGGAACAGCUCAAUUCUUCAUAGCUCAAUUCCCGAUUUCUCUCUGUUUCAGUUUUGUUCUGUAAAUACGAAGCCCUCCUCUUGGUAAUAAAAUCUGCUAAAAGAUGAUCAAAUUCGUGUUUU
Molecule: messenger RNA, 1108 nt
Organism: Tarenaya hassleriana
Lineage: Eukaryota; Viridiplantae; Streptophyta; Magnoliopsida; Brassicales; Cleomaceae
Exons: 4
Coding region: 626-1009 (127 amino acids)
Source: RefSeq, a predicted model, not a curated record